This is a messenger RNA of Girardinichthys multiradiatus, 2023 nucleotides long. It is a transcript of the gene mccc2, whose product is annotated as methylcrotonyl-CoA carboxylase subunit 2. The transcript is spliced from 17 exons. Gene Ontology annotation, biological process: L-leucine catabolic process. The record is from RefSeq and is a predicted model, not a curated record. Gene Ontology annotation, molecular function: methylcrotonoyl-CoA carboxylase activity. NCBI's taxonomy places the organism in Eukaryota, Metazoa, Chordata, Actinopteri, Cyprinodontiformes, Goodeidae. Gene Ontology annotation, cellular component: methylcrotonoyl-CoA carboxylase complex; mitochondrion. Bases 76 to 1770 code for a protein of 564 amino acids.
ACCACAGAAGAAGAUUGUCUCCACUAGAGCUAGCAGCUGCAAAGUUAGCGUAUAGCCCCUUCGUGAGUUUUUAAAAUGCUCCUGCAGUCCGUUAGGCCGUGGCUGCUUCGGUGCUGGGUAGUACCGCUGUCUUGUACACGGACUUACUAUGCUGACAGAGUCGCUCGACUCGGCUCCCAACCUGAUAAACAGUCCCCUGAAUAUCAGGAAAAUUAUGAGCGAAUGAAAGUUUUGGUUGAUGAACUGAGGAGCCGGACAGAUAAGGUCAAGUUGGGUGGAGGAGAAAAAGCAAGAAAACUUCAUAUAUCUCGAGGGAAGCUGUUGCCAAGAGAGCGCAUAGACAGACUACUGGAUCCAGGGACUCCUUUUUUGGAAUUUUCUCAGUUUGCAGGAUCUGACUUGUACGGAAAUGAGGAGGUCCCUGCUGGGGGGAUGAUUACUGGGAUAGGACGGGUUUCAGGGGUGGAAUGUGUUGUUGUUGCAAAUGAUGCUACUGUUAAAGGGGGAACUUACUACCCAAUUACAGUGAAAAAACACCUCCGUGCACAAGAAAUUGCCCAGCAGAACCACUUGCCGUGCAUUUACUUGGUGGAUUCCGGAGGAGCCAAUCUUCCCAGACAGGCCGAUGUCUUUCCAGACCGAGAUCACUUUGGGCGUAUUUUCUAUAAUCAAGCCAGGCUGUCUUCAGAAGGAAUCGCACAGAUUGCAGUUGUGAUGGGCUCUUGCACUGCGGGAGGAGCAUACGUACCAGCCAUGGCAGAUGAGAGCAUCAUUGUGCGAAAGCAAGGAACCAUCUUUCUCGGGGGACCUCCUCUGGUGAAAGCUGCCACCGGGGAAGAAGUGUCUGCAGAAGAUCUUGGCGGUGCUGAUCUACACUGCAAAAAAUCUGGUGUGACAGACCACUACGCUUUAGAUGAUAACCAUGCGCUCCAUUUAGCACGGAAGACAGUGCGGAGUCUCAACUACAGGAAGAAUAUUGAGGUUACUGUAGAACCCACCGAAGCCCCCCUUUACCCCACAGAUGAGCUUUAUGGAAUAGUUGGAGAUAACUUGAAACGCAACUUUGAUGUCAGAGAGGUUAUUGCCAGGAUUGUGGAUGGCAGUAAAUUUGAUGAGUUCAAGGCAUUUUAUGGAGACACGCUUGUUACAGGUUUCUCAAGAAUAUUCGGAUACCCUGUUGGAAUUAUUGGCAACAAUGGAGUUCUGUUUUCAGAGUCUGCAAAAAAGGGAACACAUUUCAUCGAAUUAUGCUGUCAAAGAAACAUUCCUCUGAUUUUCCUUCAAAACAUAACAGGGUUCAUGGUGGGAAGAGAGUAUGAAGCAGGAGGUAUUGCCAAAGAUGGAGCUAAGAUGGUCACUGCUGUUGCCUGUGCUAAUGUACCGAAGAUUACAGUUAUCAUCGGCGGUUCCUACGGUGCAGGCAACUACGGCAUGUGUGGAAGAGCGUACAGCCCCCGAUUCCUUUACAUGUGGCCAAAUUCGAGAAUCUCUGUAAUGGGAGGUGAGCAGGCAGCAACAGUCUUGGCCACCAUCAGUAAAGAUCAGAGGGCACGCGAGGGAAAGGAGUUCACCGCUGAACAAGAGGCUGCCAUGAAGGAACCAAUUGUCCGCCGGUUUGAAGAGGAAGGCAGUCCAUAUUACUCCAGUGCCAGAUUGUGGGACGAUGGGAUUAUUGAUCCUGCAGAUACUCGCCUGGUUCUGGGACUGAGCCUCAGCGCAGCUCUCAAUGCUCCAACAAAGAGGACCCACUUUGGAGUGUUCAGGAUGUAACUUUUCUGUAGUUAAUGAUGUAAAUAAACAUAUCUUUGUAGUAUAGAUUGUAAUGUGUGAAAACAAAUUUCAAAAGGAAUCACACAACCUCUGAGGAAUUAGGGAUGUGACUAGUUCUCACUGGGGGACAUUUCCACAGUAAAGGUGUGCCUUAAGUGUUACUAUUGCAUUUGUAGUUAGAAACAUGGUUUCUUUGUUGGAUUAAGUUUUUAUUACUUACUGUAAGUGAAGAUUAAAGAGAUGACAAUUUCAA